Molecule: messenger RNA, 2951 nt
Organism: Nematolebias whitei (Rio pearlfish)
Lineage: Eukaryota; Metazoa; Chordata; Actinopteri; Cyprinodontiformes; Rivulidae
Product: protein phosphatase 1 regulatory subunit 29
Exons: 5
Coding region: 1-2811 (936 amino acids)
Cellular component (GO): plasma membrane
Molecular function (GO): protein binding
Source: RefSeq, a predicted model, not a curated record
AUGGCUAGCCGACUAUGUUCGCCCUUUCUGUCUUCUUCUCUGCUUCUUUCUGUCCUCUUUCCUGCAUUGUUGCUCCUCCAGCUGCCUGGAACUGUGAAAGGCGACUGCUGGCUGAUAGAAGGGGAUAAAGGUUACGUUUGGUUAGCUAUCUGCAGUCAGAACCAGCCUCCAUAUGAAACAAUUCCCCAGCAUAUCAACAGCACGGUUCAUGACCUACGGCUGAACGAGAACAAACUCAAGGCGGUGCUCUUCACCUCCAUGUACCGCUUUACAAACCUAACUGAUCUCAAUCUAACCAAGAAUGAGAUCAGCUACAUUGAGGAUGGGGCCUUUGCUGGACAGGCAAACCUACAGAUUCUUCAACUAGGCUACAACAAACUGAUCAACUUGACUGAGGGCAUGUUACGAGGUCUGGGCCGAAUGCAGUGCCUGUUUUUGCAGCACAACCUCAUUGAGGUCAUUGCUACCAAUGCCUUCUGGGAGUGCCCCAGUCUUAGCAGCCUGGAUUUAUCUUCCAAUAAGUUGGCCCGUCUUGACCCAUCUACCUUCACUGUCCUCAACAGGCUGAUGGUUUGUGAACUUGCAGCAAACCCUUUCCACUGUGGCUGUGAGCUCUACAGUUUUUUGACCUGGCUAGAUGAAUUUAAUAAUGUCACCCAUACCUAUGACCGCCUCCAAUGUGAAACCCCUCCAGAAAUGAUGGGAUACCCACUUCUAAGCCCAGUGCCUGGACAUGGAAGAAACGCUCGUCACAUUCUUUUGACUGUCUGUCGUGAUGGAGUGAUUAUUCCAGGGAUGACCCCACAGAUGCCAGAUUUAGAUGGCUCAGGGAUGGGUUUAGACUCAGAUUUUGGCUUGUACCCCCAGCCAACAAUUACAUCUACAGCUGAUCCAAACUAUGCCAGUCAGAUUUCUAUGAAGCUUGAAACUGUCUCCCUUUACACUGCUGUUCUAAUUGUGCAGAUUCCAAAUCCAUACAGUAAGAUGUACAUCCUCUCCCAGUAUAACCAGACAGUUCCUACAGACAUCCAGCCAAUUAAAAACAAAAAGGACAUAAUUAGAUUGGAGAAACUGAAACCACACACAAAUUACACUUUUUGUGUGGUUUCUGUAAUUAAAUCUCAGCGCUACAAUCAUACCUGUUUGUUCUUUACUACACGAGCUACUGGGCCUGAGGAUCACCGUGCCAAUCCAUCUACAACUACCCACUACAUUAUGACUAUCCUGGGAUGUCUUUUUGGCAUGGUCAUUGUGCUUGGAUUUGUCUACUACUGCCUCAGACGGCGACGCAUACAGGAGGAGAAAGAAAAAACUAUCUGUGUGAAGAAAACAAUUCUGGAAAUGAGAUAUGGUCCAGAAGUUGCUGCAGCUGUGGCCAAUGACCCUAGUGCCAUGCAGCGUCUCCAAGAGCAGACUCAUCAUCACCAUUCAGGAGGAGCUGGAGGAAAGCUUCCACCUUCUGCCUCUUCUAGCACAGGAAUGCUCCAUGGAUCAGCCAACACCAGUUCUUCCCGUCUCUCUACUUUGCCCCAGGUAGAAAAAAUGGCCAGCGCCUUUUCUGAAGCAAUGGGCAGCAAAAGCAAUUACAUGGAGGUUAGGACAACAGGAGUGCCAGUGGAGGGUAGAGAUGUAGUAGUAGCUACUGCAGGACUAGGAGUAGGAGGGGAAGUAGUUGUUGAUAUGCGAGGUGGAGCUGAAAAUGGGACUGGGGAGGAUUCAGAUGAUGGUCAUGGCUCAGCAUCAGAGAUUUCCACAAUUGCCAAGGAGGUAGACAAAGUAAACCAAAUCAUCAACAAUUGCAUUGAUGCUCUUAAGAUGGAUGUUUCAUCUAGUGCUGUGUCCACAGUUGACAAUGGCAACUCUGUGUCCUCCUCCCAACCUCCUUGCAUCACAUCCAUCCCUCGCAACUUUCUGCCCCUCUCUCCUGGCCACCCUGGAGAUCAAACAAUGGCUUCUUCUCCAAAGCUGCCUCAUCCUCCAUCAAUGGCCCCAGUGCCCUUGGUCAUGCCCCUGUCUGAGCGGCCUGGCAUCAGUGGAGGUGGGUUUCUCACCCCUCCUUACCGUGACCCACCACCAGCUAAUGCAGUGCGGCCCCUUCAGAGGCAGCCAAGUGCUGAGGUGAAAAACCGUUGUGGUACUCCUGCUGCAGGACCUGUUAAGAAUCCAAGAGUGUACAGUGUGGAUGUCCCUGAGCAACGCAAUGAUCCACCCAAGUACCCAACAGAAAAGAGCAGUCCUAUAGGUUGUGGUGGUGGGGGUGGAAAUGGAGGCACUGGUGGAGUAGGGGGUUGCAGUGGAAAUGGCAAAGGAAACCUAAAUGGUGGUAAAGUUAGUUUAAAUGGGGGUGGAAUGGGGUGUAAUAAUGGAAAUGGUGGUGGUUUUGGGGUUGUUGGCCUUGGACAGCAGCAGCAUCACCUAGAGGUUCAACCAGACUACCACAGCUCAGAGCACAGGCACUCCUUUCCUGCACUCUACUAUGAGGGUGAUAAUGACUUGCCCUCACCAGCCCAAAAAGCCUCAUUCCUCAAACCACUUGGUGGUACCAAGAGGGAUGCCACAGUCACCUAUUCCCAGCUCUCUCCUCGUCAUCACAGCUACAACUCUGGUUAUUCCUCCAGUCCAGAGUACUCAUCUGAGAGCACAUUACGCAUAUGGGAGCGAUUCCGACCGUACAAGAAAAAUCCUCGUGAGGAAGCAUCUUUUAUAGCAGCAGGUCAUGCAUUGCGUAAAAAGGUGCAGUUUGCCAAGGACGAGGAUCUUCAUGAUAUUUUGGACUACUGGAAAGGUAUUUCUGCCCAGCAAAAGUUGUAAGCUGUAAAAUCAACUUAAUGCCUUUUAGAAAAUUGUGAGAUAAACACCAACAGCAGGCAAGUAAAGAGGAAAUAUACAUAUUCUCCAAAACAGGUAAUGAUGUUUCCUAAGGGGUGUCUAGUGACAUGGAUCAUUCAGGC